Rhododendron vialii is the source of this 1858-nucleotide messenger RNA. RefSeq names its product palmitoyl-acyl carrier protein thioesterase, chloroplastic. The record is from RefSeq and is a predicted model, not a curated record. The transcript is spliced from 7 exons. NCBI's taxonomy places the organism in Eukaryota, Viridiplantae, Streptophyta, Magnoliopsida, Ericales, Ericaceae. The coding region runs from base 267 to 1544 and encodes 425 amino acids. Gene Ontology annotation, biological process: fatty acid biosynthetic process. Gene Ontology annotation, molecular function: acyl carrier activity; fatty acyl-[ACP] hydrolase activity.
AUCACUACCGCUCAAAACCCGCUGUCCCCAAAAUUCACUCUCUCUCUCUCUCUCUCUCUCCAAAAUUUUCAGCUUUGGAAACUUGCACGAAACUCGGAAACUGGGAAGCCCAAAAAAGGCCAAAAUUGCAGAGGGAAACGAUCGCAAACCCUAGCAGUUAAGAGAGAGAAAGCAGGGUUUGCCGAUCAGAAAAUGUCGGCCCUCUGAUUCGCAUACAUUUUUACUGAUCCUCUCUGGAAUCUUCUGAGCUUGGAAAGUUUUUCAUCAUGGUUGCUACCAUUGCCGGAUCUGCAUUCUUUCCGGUUGCUUCUGAAUCUGGUGCGAAUGCAUCCAACAAGCUUGGAGCAGCGCCAACAACGGUAGACGCACUUGGGAUUAAGUCCAAGUCUGGUUCUAAUGGGCGUUUGAAGGUGAAGGCCAGUGCACAGGCGCCUUCCAAGGUUAACGGAACCAAAGUUGGUAUUAUGGAAGGCCUAAGGGGUGAAACUGAGACACCAUCGCAUGCCCCAAGGACUUUUAUCAACACAUUGCCGGAUUGGAGUAUGCUUCUUGCUGCUAUCACGACGAUGUUUUUGGCUGCGGAGAAGCAAUGGAUGAUGCUUGAUUGGAAGCCGAGGCGCCCUGACAUGCUUGUGGACCCAUUUGGUUUGGGAAAAAUUGUUCAGGAUGGUCUUGUUUUCCGUCAAAACUUCUCUAUCAGAUCCUAUGAAAUAGGGGCUGAUCGGACUGCAUCUAUAGAGACAUUAAUGAAUCAUUUGCAGGAAACAGCCCUUAACCACGUGAAGACUGCAGGUCUUCUAGGUGAUGGGUUUGGUUCAACGCCAGAGAUGUGCAAAAAGAACCUCAUUUGGGUGGUGACCAAGAUGCAGGUUUUGGUAGAUCGCUAUCCUACCUGGGGUGAUGUUGUACAAGUAGACACUUGGGUUGAUGCAUCUGGAAAGAAUGGUAUGCGGCGUGAUUGGCUUGUCCGUGACUUUAAAACAGGGGAUAUUCUGACAAGAGCUUCCAGUGUCUGGGUUAUGAUGAAUAAAAAGACACGGAGGUUAUCAAAAAUUCCAGAUGAAGUUCGACAGGAGAUAGGUCCUUAUUUUGUUGAUUCACCUCCUGUUUUGGAUGAUGACAGCAGAAAAUUACCAAAACUCGAUGAACACACAGCAGAUUAUGUCCGUUCUGGUUUAACUCCAAAAUGGAGUGAUUUAGAUGUCAACCAGCAUGUUAACAAUGUGAAAUACAUUGGCUGGAUUCUUGAGAGUGCACCACAGCCAAUCGUGGAGAGUCAUGAGCUUUGUGGGAUGACUCUGGAGUACAGGAGGGAGUGUGGGAGGGACAGCGUGCUGCAGUCCCUCACUGCUGCAUCAGGUGGUGGUGUUACUGGAUUGGCAGAUUCCGGCUAUAUGGAGUGCCGGCAUUUGCUUCGACUCGAGGGUGGGGCUGAGAUUGUGAAGGGAAGAACCGAAUGGCGGCCCAAGCAUGCCGGAAGCCUUGGGAGCCUUAGUCAGCUUCCGGCAGAAAGCCUUAGUCAGCUUCCGGCAGAAAGCGUUUAAUUGUCUGAAGUAAUUCAUUGAUGGAGUGGAUUAUGUUGUCUGUCUCAUGCUAUUCGUCGCAAAUGCCUGUAUAAAAUCCUACUUGAGUUCCCGGAUUGAUGUGGUUUUUUGUUCCGCAAUAUAUUCUUUCUGAUCUGUAUUCUUAUUUGGAGAAUAGAGGAAAUUUGUAAGCCCGAUUGUAAGUAGACCCCGGUGUACUCUCUCUCUCUGUCUCUCUGAGCUGUGUCUGAAGUUAAAAGCUUGAUUGUCUUCUCGGAUAGUGAACUCAUGCAGUUUAUCUAUUUUUGAUGGCUAUUCUUUAUUAUUUAUUUAUA